UUUCCCAGCCAUCUUCCGAAGAAUACAAGAUCCCGUCCUCCAGGCAGUGACCCCCCAAACCAGCCUGCCUGGUCACUGACUGCUUACUCUACUUUAGCUGGACCUCGUCUCCCAGGGACUAGAGAAAAGAGCAGGAGUCCUGGGUCUUCCCAGUUGAGACUGCUGGAGCUGAGACACAGCACUCUCUCAAAGAAGGUGCAGGGCGCCGCGCGCUUCGGGCCGGUGUGGCUAGCCAGCUUCGGGACAGUGCGCACCGUGUACGUGGCUGCUCCUGCACUCGUCGAGGAGCUGUUGCGACAGGAGGGACCCCGGCCCGAGCGCUGCAGCUUCUCGCCCUGGACGGAGCACCGCCGCCGCCGCCAGCGGGCUUGCGGACUUCUCACCGCGGAAGGCGAAGAAUGGCAAAGGCUCCGCAGUCUCCUGGCCCCACUCCUCCUCCGGCCUCAAGCGGCCGCCCGCUACGCCGGAACCCUGGACCACGUAGUCCGCGACCUUGUGCGGCGUUUGAGGCACCAGCGCGGACGUGGCACGGGGCCGCCUGCCCUGGUUCGGGACGUGGCGGGGGAAUUUUACAAGUUCGGACUGGAAGGCAUCGCCGCGGUUCUGCUGGGCUCACGCUUGGGCUGCCUGGAGGCUCAAGUGCCGCCUGAUACGGAGACCUUCAUCCGCGCGGUGGGCUCCGUGUUUGUGUCCACGCUGUUGACCAUGGCGAUGCCCCACUGGCUGCGCCGCCUUGUGCCUGGGCCCUGGGGCCGCCUCUGCCGAGACUGGGACCAGAUGUUUGCAUUUGCUCAGAGGCACGUGGAGCGGCGAGAGGCCGAGGCAGCCAUGAGGAACCGAGGACAGCCCGAUGAGGACCUGGAAUCUGGGGCGCACCUGACCCACUUUCUGUUCCAGGAAGAGUUGCCUGCCCAGUCCAUCCUGGGGAAUGUGACAGAGUUGCUACUGGCGGGAGUGGACACGGUGUCCAACACGCUCUCCUGGGCUCUGUAUGAGCUCUCCCGGCAUCCUGAAGUCCAGACAGCACUCCACUCCGAGAUCACAGCUGCCCUGGGCCCUGGCUCCAGUGCCCACCCCCCAGCCACUGUUCUGUCCCAACUGCCCCUGCUGAAGGCAGUGGUCAAGGAAGUGCUAAGACUGUACCCUGUGGUACCUGGAAAUUCUCGUGUCCCGGACAAAGACAUUCAUGUGGGUGAUUAUAUUAUCCCCAAAAAUACGCUGGUCACUCUGUGUCACUAUGCCACUUCAAGGGACCCUGCCCAGUUCCCAGAGCCAAAUUCUUUUCGUCCAGCUCGCUGGCUGGGGGAGGGUCCCACCCCCCACCCAUUUGCAUCUCUUCCCUUUGGCUUUGGCAAGCGCAGCUGCAUGGGGAGACGCCUGGCAGAGCUUGAAUUGCAAAUGGCUUUGGCCCAGAUCCUGACACAUUUUGAGGUGCAGCCUGAGCCAGGUGCGGCCCCAAUCAGACCCAUGACCCGGACUGUCCUGGUACCUGAGAGGAGCAUCAACCUACAGUUUUUGGACAGAUAGUCCUGUGGAAAGAGGCUGUCAUCAUCACCCUUUCGUUCAUCGUAGGGAUAAUAUUUUUUGCAGGCACAAGACCAAGAGAUACAUCUGCCCCUAAGGCCUAUCUGACCAAACUAGAUAGAAUGACCAUAGUGAAGUGUGAGGCAGCCCUGACCAAUGUGUGAAGUAUGCACUUGGCCUGACUCAGUAGGCCAAGUGAGAAAACCAUUGUCUCUCUCCGUGCUCGGCCCUUCUGAUCAUGUAUGCAUCCCCCAAGGAUGAAAUCAGAUUUUAACUAAUAAUGCUGGAGGAAAGAUUCAACCGCCGCUGUUUUUGGGCUUUCAUAGUGUUCAUUGAUGCUGCUGGCUAAGCAUUUAUCAAAGCAUAAGCUCAGUAACUGUGCAUCUGCUCUGUACCUGGUUGGUCCUUCCUCUUUGCAUGUAAGCACUUUGAGAGGAAGGGUGAAGCCUUAUUUGUUUUUUAUGUCCCCUGCCAGGGCCCAUCUCUGACUGGGUGACACCAUACACAUUCUUAGAUUGAAUCUGAACCAUGUGGCGGAAGGGAUAAGCAGCUUAGUAGGCUCUGUCUACCCCCUUCCUUCUUUGUCUUGCCCAUAGGAAGGUGAAUCUGCCCUAGCCUGGUUUACAAUUUCUUACAACUCUCCUUUGCUCUCUGGCCACUAUUAAGUGGGUUUGCCCCAUCACUUAGUUCUCAGGCAGAGACAUCUUUGGGCCUGUCCCUGCCCAGGCCUCUGGCUUCUUUUUUAUAUUGAAAAGUUUUAAAUAUUCAUAAAUUUUAGAAUAAAAAAUCAAGGCCAGGCGAGGAGGC
Piliocolobus tephrosceles (Ugandan red Colobus) is the source of this 2331-nucleotide messenger RNA. It is a transcript of the gene CYP27B1, whose product is annotated as cytochrome P450 family 27 subfamily B member 1. Gene Ontology annotation, biological process: glucocorticoid biosynthetic process; cellular response to peptide hormone stimulus; cortisol metabolic process. Gene Ontology annotation, cellular component: mitochondrial inner membrane. Lineage: Eukaryota; Metazoa; Chordata; Mammalia; Primates; Cercopithecidae. The transcript has 9 exons. The record is from RefSeq and is a predicted model, not a curated record. Gene Ontology annotation, molecular function: monooxygenase activity; iron ion binding; oxidoreductase activity, acting on paired donors, with incorporation or reduction of molecular oxygen. Bases 706 to 1527 code for a protein of 273 amino acids.